Chironomus riparius is the source of this 1523-nucleotide messenger RNA. The record is from the annotation of a GenBank genome assembly. NCBI's taxonomy places the organism in Eukaryota, Metazoa, Arthropoda, Insecta, Diptera, Chironomidae.
AGUCUUUCAUAAUAAUUGAAACAUACAACAUCUGACAUUCGGAGCUAAUUAAAAUAUUAUUUUUAAAAAUGUUUGAUAUAUUGUCAUUUACAAUUUUCUGUGCAGUCAGUGCCAUUGCUUAUUAUUUUGUGAUUCGCGAUAGAAAUCAAAGAGUUUAUGAGCUUGCAGCUAAGCUUCCUGGACAUGACAAGUUCACAUUGUUGCAGUCUUUUCUCUUGAUUCUAAAAACUCCACGCAAGGAUUACAUCUCAAAAGUUCUUGGCUAUAUGAGAAAUGAAUAUCCAGUCACUAAAAUUUGGUUAUUUAACAAUUUGUUGGUUUUAACAAAAGAUGCAGAUUUCAUUAAUAAAGUGUUCAAUAUGCAUCAAACUUAUAACAAGCCUGACAUAUUCUACAAAGGAUUUAUGACAUCCAAAGGAUUAAUCACGUUAGCUGGAAGUGAACAUAAAAGACAUCGAAAAGUUCUCAAUAAAGCAUUUACAUCCAAAAUGAUGCAACGACUUCCUGAAAUUUUUGAUGAAAAGGCAAAGAAAAUUAUUGGAAAUUUAUGUGAAGUUGAAGAUCGCGGUGAAUUUGAACUUUUGAACUAUAUUGGGCCAUUUUCAUUGGAAACUUUUGGCAAAAGCAAUUUAAAUUAUGAAAUUGAUUAUCAUCGAAGUGAAAUUUUGGAUGCAUAUGAUCGCUAUUCUUCUGUUGCUGUUGAUUAUCUUCCAUACUCGAUGAUGAGUAUAAGCAAGAACUUAAUAACUCCAACAAAAUUAGGUCAAAGAAUCCAGGAUGUUUUCCAAAAAUUCGAUAACUAUUUUGAUAAUGUAAUCAAAUCAAACAAUCAAAAUAAUAACAACAAUAUGCUGGAAAGUACAGCAAUAGAUAUCUUACUAGAUCCCAAAAAUGAAUUCACAGAAGAAGAAAUCAAGGAUGAGCUAAUCAUGAUGUUAUUAGGGGCUUUUGAGACAUCCACAAGAAUUAUUUCAAUGACCUUGAUGAUGCUUGGAAUGCACAAGGACAUUCAGCAUAAAUUAAUCAAAGAGAUUGAAGAGGUCUAUAAUUUAGAAGACACUAAUGCAAAAUUUUCAGCUGAUUUUCUACAAAAAUUCCCGUACUUGGAAAUGGUUAUAAAAGAGACAAUGAGACUGUUUGCUGUAGUUCCUUUAGUAGCACGUGAAACAUCCGAGGAAGUUGACAUUAAUGGAUUUUUAAUUCCCAAAAAUACAACAAUUUUGAUAUCAAUUUAUGCAAUGCAAAGAGAUGAAAAGUAUUGGGGAAGUGAUGCACAUCUGUUUAAACCAGAAAGGCUGGAAAAUGGAAUGGAAUUUCCACAUGCAUGGGCACCAUUUACUGGUGGAAGUAGGAUUUGCAUUGGCUACCGCUACGCAAUGAUGGCAAUGAAAGUCUUCCUAAUAAACUUCUUUAGAACGUAUACUGUGAACUGUUCUCAAAAAUUUGAGGAUAUUGAGUCUGAAAUGACGAUGACAUUAAAUUUUUUGACUGGAUAUAAAGUUAGCAUACAUAAAAACCAAUAA